Messenger RNA from Brassica napus (rape), 2040 nucleotides. RefSeq names its product protein kinase STUNTED-like. Gene Ontology annotation, biological process: protein phosphorylation. The transcript is spliced from 8 exons. Lineage: Eukaryota; Viridiplantae; Streptophyta; Magnoliopsida; Brassicales; Brassicaceae. The coding region runs from base 513 to 1904 and encodes 463 amino acids. The record is from RefSeq and is a predicted model, not a curated record. Gene Ontology annotation, molecular function: protein kinase activity; ATP binding.
AUAACCAUAAGUAUGGUAUAGAAGAUGAUGAUCAACAAUUACGUCUGAGAAAAUUCAAGUCCUUAAAUGUGUAAGAUUUUUUUUUUUUAAAUAUAGGUCAAUGUUAUAUUAGUCGUAUAUUCAAAAUGCUGACGGUACAUGGCGGCAGAUUUCGAUUUUUAUUACUAAAAGACCAAAUUUAAUAAUACAUGCAAAGAGUUUUUUUUUUUGCAAAUGGCUUUCUUAAUUUAAAAUGCAAGAAGAAAAAGGAAGAGUUUUGGUAACACUAUCUUGUCUCGUUCUGCUCAACUUUAUCUUUUCAAAUCCAUCUCUUUUGAUAAGCUCGUAUAUGUCUCCAAGAUAAAUUGCCAGAGGACAUUUUGUUUGAAAGAUUCAGAAGAUCUUAUGUUGUAAAAGGAAGUUCAGUUCAGUUCACAAGGUUGCUGUAGUUUGGAAUCAAGAUUUCAAGAAGACUAAGUUUCAGGAUUGGUUGCACAUCGAUUGUAAAAUUCUGCGUGAAAAAAACUGCCUCCAUGGCCAUCACUAACGACGAUCUGGCUAACAACGAAGAAGUCUUGAAGAUAAGUGAAGAAAAGAGAAAGAGUUCAAGAAGAUCGGUUUCACUUCCAUCCAUAGACAUAUUAUUAGACGAGAAACCAGGUUGGCCUUUUCUCAAAAUAGCACAAGUUCACCGUUGCCACACACGGAAUGUCUCAGUGGUCAACUGGGUCAUGAGCUUACCUGACCGGUUUCCACAUCAUCAGCAGAAUCUAAACUCCGAGACAAGCUUUGUAAAGAAACAACUUAAGGACAUAUUGAAAGACGACAACAAAUGGUUUAGCUACAAUGUUCUUAAGACAGCAACAUCAGAUUUCUCUCAAGAAAAUCUUAUUGGUAAAGGAGGGUGCAGUGAAGUGUACAGAGGUGUUCUCAAAGAUGGAAAAAGCAUUGCAGUGAAAAUCUUGAAAUCAUCAUCUAAAGAAGCUAUAACAAAUUUUGUUCAUGAGAUCGACAUAAUCUCUUCUUUGAGUCACCAAAACAUCUCACAGUUACUUGGUGUUUGCGUCCAAGACAAUGAUCUAAUCUCUGUUUACAACCUUUCAUCCAAAGGAAGUUUAGAGGAAACUCUUCACGGUAAACAAAAGGAAAAGCAUGUAUUAUCAUGGGAGGAGAGGUUCAAUAUAGCAAUCGGCUUAGCGGAAGCGUUAGAUUAUAUUCAUAACCAAUGUUCUAAGCCAGUGAUUCACAGAGAUGUCAAGACUUCAAAUGUUCUUCUCUCAGAUGGGCUCCAACCUCAGCUGUCAGACUUUGGACUGUCGAUGUGGGAACCUACGACAUCUUAUAGAUAUUCGAUACAAGGUGACGUGGUUGGCACGUUUGGAUACCUUGCGCCAGAGUAUUUCAUGUACGGAAAAGUCAGUGACAAAGUCGACGUUUACGCCUUUGGAGUGGUUCUUCUUGAACUUAUAUCAGGAAGAGAUCCCAUUUCGCUUGAGAAUCCAAAAGGAGAAGAGAGCUUGGCCAUGUGGGCAAAGCCGUUGAUUGAGACUGGAAAUGAAAAUGAGCUGUUGGAUCCAGAAAUAAUAGAGACAUAUGACGAAACUGAGUUUCAGAGAAUGGUUCUUGCUGCUACAAAUUGUCUCACAAGAUCAGCCACACAUCGUCCCAGUAUUAAACAAAUACUGAGGCUACUAAGAGGUGUAGACGACGUCGAGAAAUGGUCCAAACGGAUUAACGAAGAAGAAAACGGAGAUUGCUUCGAUGACGAGGUUUACCCGAAUACAAGGGCAGAAUUACACUUGAGCCUUGCGAUGAUGCUUGAGGUUGAAGACGAUGAAUCUGUAUCAAUCAGUCCCAUGGAGAGAAGUAACAACAUCCUUUUCUCUUCUUGUUGUUCAUCUAGGGAACUUCAACCUUGCUUUUAGUGGAGUUUAUCUAAUAAUGUUUUUGUUAUUUUUACGUAUUAUGAAAAAUAACAAAAGCAAAACCGAACCUAUAGUUUUAUUGUUCUCAGAAUGCGAUCAAAGCUUUUAUCGUUCUAGGAGAGUCUUUUUUACCAUU